GAGAGAGAGAGAGAGAGAGAGAGAGAGAGAUGGAGAAGAAUAGGGUUUUGUGUUGGAUGUAUAGCCCGAAAUGCUUUCGCAACCCCUCUACAAAACCCCACAAAGAAAAUGGCGACUUUGAGGAGAAAGAAACCUCUCAGAGAAAGCCUGGAGGAUGGAAAACCAUGCCGUACAUCAUAGGAAAUGAGACGUUUGAGAAGUUAGCAACGCUUGGUUUGCUCGCGAAUUUCAUCGUAUAUUUGCAGACCAAGUAUCAUUUAGACCAGGUGUUUGCCGCAAAUAUCAUCUAUAUAUGGUCCGGAGUCUGUAACUUCCUCCCACUUGCAGGGGCAUUUUUGUCCGAUGCUUAUUUGGGACGUUUCGGAACCUUGGCUUUCACGUCUGUGGCCUCCUUCAUGGGAAUGGUGGUCAUGACCCUAACCGCCGCGCUCCCUGGCCUCCGCCCACGACCUUGCUCCCGCGGAAGCACCUGUGAGCAUCCAACAGCAGGGCAAUUCUCCGUACUCUACGCUUCUCUCUUUCUCCUCGCAGUCGGGGCCGCCGGCAUAAGGCCCUGCAGUCUCCCUUUCGGAGUCGACCAAUUCGAUCCCUCGACCCCAAAAGGAAGACAAGGAAUAAACAGUUUCUUUAACUGGUAUUACUUCUCCUUCACCUUCGCCAUGAUGAUUGCCCUCACUCUGGUUGUGUACAUACAGAGCAGUGUUAGUUGGGCUCUGGGGCUUGGGAUACCUGCUUUUCUUAUGUUUGGUGCGGUUGUGAUGUUCUUUUUCGGGAUGAAGGUUUAUGUUUAUGUGGAGCCAGAGGGCAGUGUUUUCAGCAGUGUUUGCCGUGUUUUUGUUGCGGCUUUCAGAAAGAGAAAGUUGAAGAUGGAGGAAAUGGUGGGAUGUGUGAUGUAUGAACCGGAGCCCGUUGGAACCAAGCUGAAGCUUACCGAUCAGUUCAGAUUCCUCUCGAAGGCCGCAAUAAUUACAGAUGCCGAUGAACUGAACCCUGACGGCUCACCUGUCGAUCCAUGGCGCCUCUGUCCGGUUCAACAAGUAGAGGAGGCCAAGUGCUUACUGCGAGUUGCCCCUGUAUGGGCCUCUGGUGUAAUAUGCUUCACUGCAGUGGUCCAAAUGGGCACUUUCUCAAUCAACCAGGCAACGAAGAUGGACCGGCACAUUGGUCCCAAUUUUAAAAUUCCACCCGGUUCACUUACUGUGUUUGCUAUGCUGACCCUCACCUUCUGGAUCCCGAUUUAUGACAGAGUAAUUGUUCCCGCCCUCCGGCCCAUCACAAUGAAAGAAACCGGCAUUACUCUUCUCCAGCGUAUGGGAAUUGGCCUCUUCAUAUCAAUCAUAUCUAUGCUGGCAGCUGCUAUUGUUGAGUCUCAUCGCCGUAGCUCGGCCUUGACACAUCCCUUGCCUGACGGACUUGCUGCCAUGUCGGCUCUGUGGCUCGUGCCUCAGUUUGUUCUGAGUGGCCUUGCAGAGGCCUUCAAUGCGAUCGGUCAGAUAGAGUUCUACUACAGGGAGUUUCCUGAGAACAUGAGGAGCUUAGCAGGUUCCCUGUUCUUUUGCACCAUGGCUUUUGCCAACUUCUUGAGCAGUUUUAUAGUGAACAUUAUUCACAGGUACACAGGAAAGAAUGGCCAUCCGAACUGGUUGGAAAACAACCUAAACCUCGGUAGGCUCGACCUCUUCUACUAUUUUAUCGCGGGAAUGGGUGUGGUGAACUUGGUGUAUUUCAUGGUAUGCGCGAAGUGGUACCGGUACAAAGAUACGGUCACGAAUUGGGACGAGGAGGUGAAAUCAAAGGCUGAUAUUGAAUCCAAACCAUAUCAGCUUGAAGCACUCGACUCCAAGGCUUAGUUUGGUGAAAGUCUAGAUUUCACCAUACCUAAUCACAGCAAAUUUGAAAAGGAGGUGGAUCCUCACCUAUCUACCCUUGGGGUAUAGUAGAUAAAAGGAUUUUGAACGGUGUUUCAAGGCAAAUAUAAAUUAGUGUAAGAUAAUUGGAAGGCUUUCUUCAGUAAUUCAUGUGCCUACGUAAGAA
Messenger RNA from Amborella trichopoda, 2034 nucleotides. RefSeq names its product protein NRT1/ PTR FAMILY 2.13. Gene Ontology annotation, biological process: transmembrane transport. Gene Ontology annotation, molecular function: transmembrane transporter activity. NCBI's taxonomy places the organism in Eukaryota, Viridiplantae, Streptophyta, Magnoliopsida, Amborellales, Amborellaceae. Gene Ontology annotation, cellular component: membrane. The record is from RefSeq and is a predicted model, not a curated record.